AUGGAGAUCGCCCGCACCUUAUUGACUCACGCCCGUGCCCCCCAUUUUCUGUGGCCCUACGCGGUUCGGUACGCUGCUCACCAGCUGAACCUCUGGCCGCGUGUCUCUCGGCCAGAGGUUUUACCGACCGGUCUUUGGACUAGGUCCCCUGGUGUUGCGUCGCGGUUUCAUGUCUGGGGUUGCUUGGCUCUUGUUCGCGACACCUCCGCGGACAAGCUCUCGCCUCGCGCCGUUCCAUGUGUCUUCUUCGGUUUCCCUGAGGAGUCCUCUGACUUCACCUUUUACUACCCUCCCUCUCACCGGUUCUUCGGCUCCCGUUACGUCCGUUUCGAGGAGUUCGUCCCCUACUACGUCAGGUACCCCUGUCGAGACGGCGGAAUCCUACUGCAAUAUGACCGCACCAUCCGAGCGGAGCUGCUGACCAUUGGACAGGAGGUCCACAUGGCCACGUUUGCCGCCCACGUGCUAAAGGGCCUACCACUGGAUUACGGAUUUCUUCGCCGCAAGCUCGAUAUUUCCAGCCCUGACAUGAUGGUGGAACGCGUGUGCAGCGAGGUGUUGAUCGAGGAGCAGACUCUAUCCAUCGAGCAGAGUUACAGGCAGAUCACCAGCGAUGCAUCUGCUAUUGCGGGCGCUGUCAACACCAUCGUGGCUACAACGGGGGUCAACGGGAAGGAAGGAAAAGGGGGACGGGAGCAGACGGACAAGAAGAAGGACGGCAAGUGGGAGAAGAAGCGAGCCCCCUUGAAGGGGCGCUGCUACAACUGCAAUGAGGAGGGGCACAUGGCUGCCAAGUGCCCCAACAAGAAGAAAGAUACAACGUCUGUGGCAGCCGCGAACGUAGCUGAAGGAGACGGGAAGGGCGUGUCGCUCACUGUCGCGUGUUCGGCUGCUAAGUUGCUGGCCGACAACAAGGACUUGUGGUUUCUUGACUCACGAUGCUCCCAACACAUGACCGACCGCAAGGAGUGGUUCACGGUGAUCCGUGACCCAUCUGCAACGAAAUCGGUCAAAGGGUUUGAUGGUUCUAUGCAGAAUGUUGCCGGUGCUGGUGAGGUUUUGCUGGAGGGCACUAACGGCUUGCAUGUGACCCUACAUGAUGUCCUGUUUGUGCCAGGAAUGAAGGCCAACUUGGUCUCCCAUGGGCAGCUCUUGGAUAAGGGAGCAAAGCUGCAAACCGAGGAAGGUGUCACUCGCAUCAUCGCAUCAGGAGGUCAAGUGGCUGCAACGGCACGAUACCGCCAUCGCCUUCACUACCUUGACCUGAAACCGGGGCCAGCAAGGAACGGUGCAACGGCUGCAGCAGCAUGCAACGGCACGGCGGCUGAAGCGGCAUGCACCAAUAUGGCGGGUGGAGCGGCGAGCAACGGCACAGGGGCUGCAACAGCAUGCAACGGCACGGCGGCUGCAGUGGCAUGCACCAAUUUGGCGGGUGGAGCGGCGAGCAACGGCACGACGGCUGCAGCGGCAUGCAACGGCAGGGCGGCUGCGGCGGCAUGCAACGGUAGGGCGGCUGCGGCGGCAUGCAAAGGCACGGUGGUUGCAGCAAUAUGCAACAAUACAGCAGCUACAGCGGCAUGCAAUGGCACGGCGGCUGAGGUGGCAGGCAAUGGUAUGCCUAAGAUAUUUGCUGAGGUGGUGUCAAGCGCGCUGGAAGAGAAUGACGAAGCGGCCAGCCUCACAACAUAUGCGGUGGGGAUCGAGGCGAUGCUCAACCUGCGACACACUCACCUUGAGAAUGACCAUGCUGGUGCGGUGCAGUGGACAGCCACAGACAGUGUCAUGCUAGGCAUGGACGUAGAGAAAGGAGGGGAGGACACGUUGAGCGCCUCCUCCCAAGAAGCCAAACUCACUCGUCAAACGCUUCCGCUGCCUGACGUGCGAGAGGGGGAGGUUCUUGGGAUGGUCCAUGGCCCUGAGCAGAAUCAGCCGCCGUCACGUACCGUCAUCAUAAUCCCAGUGCCGUCCAUGCAAGGGGGCGAUCAAUCGUUUGAUCGUUUGGUUGACCCUUUGGGCAGCAAUGCAACCAUGGCACCGCCAGCUCUCUGCCCAUCCUUAGCAGCUGGCUUGGCACCUCUGGGACCAGAGGUUGGCCCCUCUGCAUAUGAACGUCGUGCAGCUAAUGAAGACAAGGAAGGAGAGGCAGCGGACCUGAAAUCGGCGGCAACUCAUGGGAAGGACCCCAUACCCACGGUUCCGCCCCUCUAG
This is a messenger RNA of Closterium sp. NIES-65, 2208 nucleotides long. NCBI's taxonomy places the organism in Eukaryota, Viridiplantae, Streptophyta, Zygnematophyceae, Desmidiales, Closteriaceae. The record is from the annotation of a GenBank genome assembly.